Molecule: messenger RNA, 1545 nt
Organism: Pipistrellus nathusii (Nathusius's pipistrelle)
Lineage: Eukaryota; Metazoa; Chordata; Mammalia; Chiroptera; Vespertilionidae
Source: the annotation of a GenBank genome assembly
AUGAAUCUUGGAAGCACUGCCAACAUGUCUGAUAUUCAAGAAGCCACUAACCAACUUUUGCAUGUGAACCUUCAUGAGAACCAGAGGGAUACACACGUGACAGAAAGUGUCCCCAGAAGUGAGUCCGAGCAUCUUCGAGUCACUAUUGGAGCCACUGUACCUACUGGUUUUGAGCAAGCAGCUGCAGAUGAAGUGAGAGAGAAAUUGAAAUCAUCAUGCAAAAUCAGCAAAGAUCGGGGCAAGAUAUAUUUUGACAUUUCAGUGGAAAGUUUGGCUCAGGUUCAUCGUCUGAGAUCAGUUGAUAAUUUAUUUGUGGUUGUUCAGGAGCUUAAAGAUUACCAGUUCAAAGAAACAAAGGAAAAAGUCCUAAAAGAUUUUGAAGAAUUGGCUGGGAAGCUUCCAUGGUCAGACCCUUUAAAAGUAUGGAAAAUUAACACUAGUUUCAAGAAAAAAAAAACAAAGCGCAAAAAGUUAAAUCAGAAUUUAAAUAAAGAGAAGAUUGAUAAUGAACGAGACAAAAGAGAGGAGAGAGAUGUCAAAAAGGAGUUGUCUAACAAUUCCUUAGAUUCACAUAUUUUAGACUACUAUGAAAAGCCAGCCAUCAAAGAAGAGAUAUCAACAUUAGUAGGUGAUGUUUUGGCAUCUUGCAAAAAUGAGACUGAGGAGAGCUUAAAAGAAGACACUGAUCCCGAAGUGCUAAAGUUCAGAGUCACGUGCAACAGGGCAGGAGAGAAACAUUGCUUUUCCUCAAAUGAGGCUGCAAGAGAUUUUGGGGGUGCUGUUCAAGAUCAUUUUAAGUGGAAGGCUGACAUGACCAAUUUUGAUGUGGAGGUGCUUUUGAAUAUCCAUGAUAAUGAAGUUAUUGUGGGCAUCGCAUUGACAGAAGAGAGCCUCCACCGAAGAAAUAUCACACAUUUUGGACCUACAACUCUAAGAUCUACUCUUGCUUAUGGGAUGCUCAGGCUCUGUUCGCCUCAACCUUCUGAUAUAAUAGUUGAUCCAAUGUGUGGAACAGGGGCAAUACCAAUAGAGGGGGCUACUGAAUGGUCUAAUUGCUUUCAUAUUGCUGGUGAUAAUAAUCCAUUGGCUGUGAAUAGAACAGCAAAUAACAUUUCAUCUUUACUGACCAAGAGCCAAAUUAAAGAAGGCAAAUUGUCCUGGGGUUUGCCCAUAGAUGCUAUUCAAUGGGAUAUCUGCAACCUGCCACUGAGAACUGGCUCUGUGGACAUUAUUGUAACAGACAUGCCAUUUGGAAAAAGGAUGGGCUCCAAGAAAAGAAACUGGAACCUUUACCCAGCUUGCCUAUGGGAGAUGGGCCGUAUCUGUAAACCAGGGACAGGCAGAGCUGCACUACUUACUCAGGACAAGAAAUGCUUUACCAAGGCAUUAUCUGGAAUGGAACAUGUGUGGCGCAAAGUGCACACUGUCUGGGUGAACAUAGGUGGUCUUCAUGCUGCAGUUUACCUUCUGAACCGUACACCUCUAGCUUUUGUUCAUCCUUCAGGACAAGAUAAAGAGGAACUCCUAAGUGCAAAGAAUGAUUAA